Trichobilharzia regenti is the source of this 1939-nucleotide messenger RNA. NCBI's taxonomy places the organism in Eukaryota, Metazoa, Platyhelminthes, Trematoda, Strigeidida, Schistosomatidae. The record is from the annotation of a GenBank genome assembly.
GUCUCUAGGACGUGCAAAUAUGAAUUUUCAUCUUUUGUGUCAAAUAUGAAUUUAAACCUCGAGGCAGGUCUUCGUAUGACUUCCUGCUGUAUUUAUGUGCAAUAAAUAUUGCGCUGAGUUCUAUUCUGAUUCUUCCUCAUCUGAAACAUAUAAUUCAAAAUCUUCUGAAGAAGAAAUCACAAAAGUAAUUCAGAAAUGUAAUCGUUCAUACCCAAUACGCUGGGACCAACUUCCGCCAAGAGAUGUUAGAUAUCAGAAUGAUGUGUGUUUUUCAUUCAUAUCUCUCUGUAAAAGCUUGCAACCCUUAUAUUGGUUUAAAGAAUAUUCUACAAGCCUGACGGUGGAGUGCACUAAAAAUUUGUGGUUAUCUUUGAAGGGAGUGACUGACGAUAGAUAUGAAUUGACAGAAUACCAAAUAAUACGUGAAGUCAUUUGGGUGCUACUUGGAGCUAAAAAGUCGUUUGUAUCACAGAUGGCAAAACGUGGAACGACAGAAGUUGGUUUCAAAUCCCGCCUAGUGUGUGUCAAUCACUUGUCUUUCAAUGCACUUGACUCCCUGCUGCGGGAGUUUUCAAGCUGGAAUGAACAUAUAUCGUUCCUAAGAUAUACAGUUCAGUUUGUGGUUAGAGAAGUGGACUUCAUUUCCCAGCCAUGUGCCUUCUCGUUUGCUGAUUGCCUCAAUGUAUUUUUAUCUCAACUUGAUGAGUUUUUAAACAAACUGGAAGGUAUGAGUCGUGGUUGUGGUACUUUUACUCUGCUCAGUCUUUGUCAGUGUCUAACUCCAUGGUUUUAUCGUGUAAAAAUAAUAUCAAAGAUUGUAAGGGACGUCACCAACGGUAACAUGAUGAAUAUGCAAGAUGCACGAACUAUCGCGAAACUGCUGGAUAAAUUAUAUUGUUCUGCAAAUUUCAUAGAAGACUGCAGGUGUGAUCAUUAUGUGGUAUGUAUGCUUCGUUCUGCAUUUAUUUUUACUUUUCAUCCCUUACUUUAUUCACUGGUUCACUUGCUAUCAGGAUCUGCUUCGUAUACUGAUUCAUUUGUGAAAUUAUUUGUUGAUAUUGAUUGUAAUAUAACUCCUAAUGAUCCUGAAUUCUGGCAUUCUGCAAUGAAGCCAAAAAUCAACGAACUUGGUACACCUGAUGUACCACAGAUGUUUAUUCCUGUUUUCGAUAAAAUAGUUGACGGACUUAAAGCUCUUUUCUUGCUCAUCUCAAUCUGUGAAAAUAUCCGAAAUUAUUCUUUUCUGGAAAAGGUUGCUGUGGAUCCUUCUCGAGUGUACAAAAGUUUCCCUCCGAUUUAUUCUGAUUUCUUAUCAGGAAAACGGAAGUUACGUUUUGAUUUUGAGUCACAUGAAUACCCCGUUAGACAACAGACGUGUUUCUUCGACAGAUCUUGUGAUAGUAUAAAGUUCCUCAAAUCAGAUUUAGAGAGCUUUGUUCAUGAACAAAUAGCGUCGAUCAACCAGCAAUUGCUAAAAAUUGUGAUUGUUCCUCACUCUAUUUCGAAUUCCUUACGAGGUAUUGGAAGUUGUCUCGCUACAGCCGGAGCGGUUUACCUUUUCGGUUCUGGCGACACUAUGAAUGACUUUGCACGUCAAGUAUUUGAGGAUUUUCGCUCUCGAGAAGGUGGAAAGCUCUGCAGUUUUGAACUCACAGCCAGUCUUCAAGAAUAUUUAACAGAUUCAUCUAAAACUUGCCAGGGAUUACCUGCGUUUCGGCAUAUCGAGUCAUCUUUCCUUACAUUCAGUUUUCAGAAUGCAGAUUCCUUGUCGCACAGUUUGUCUGAAAAAUUGGGUCUUGAUUUAAUCAAAGACUUAACACUUGAUUACUGCAUAGAUUGGCCAGCAAAUAUUAUUCUGGAUGAAAACAGUGUGGAAGUUUACAACGGUGUAUUCCUUUUUCUUUUUCAGUUAUUUAAUAAGCUCUGUGGAUUUGCAUAA